Enterobius vermicularis (human pinworm) is the source of this 402-nucleotide messenger RNA. The record is from the annotation of a GenBank genome assembly. Lineage: Eukaryota; Metazoa; Nematoda; Chromadorea; Rhabditida; Oxyuridae.
AUGAAGGCUAAAAUUCGUUCAGUCAACCAGUCACACGUCAGCUUACGGAAAGUCAGGUCCCUGAAAAGGAGAGGUCAAGGAUCAGGUGUACGUAGAAGGUCUCUUGGUCGUCAAGCAGAAGUAUUAAUAUCAACAACAGAUCAAAAAUGUCCAUGCCCAGUGGACAAUAGCAAAAAAGAAGAUCGAUUUUUGGUUAUGGCAAAUUUGACCACAAAUAAUGAGCUGAUUGCUAAUUUAAUACUUCCUUGGAACAACGCUGAUAAGCCUUUUAAAAGAGCAGUACGAAGAUUUAAUAAAUUAAACUGCAAAAAUUUGGGCCGUUCAAUCCGGCAACGUGCAAUCAAACACAGCCUAAACUUGAGGCUCUACAGUGACGGCAUGAAACGCUACAGAAGCACUUAA